Messenger RNA from Antechinus flavipes (yellow-footed antechinus), 861 nucleotides. It is a transcript of the gene MEIG1, whose product is annotated as meiosis/spermiogenesis associated 1. The transcript has 3 exons. NCBI's taxonomy places the organism in Eukaryota, Metazoa, Chordata, Mammalia, Dasyuromorphia, Dasyuridae. The record is from RefSeq and is a predicted model, not a curated record. The coding region runs from base 360 to 626 and encodes 88 amino acids. Gene Ontology annotation, cellular component: nucleus.
UUCAACAAUACAUCAAGAAUUUACCGCUACAGACUUGACCCUUCAUCAAGUGAAGUGCCAACUUCAGAAACUAAGUCUGAAGGGUUGCCAAAGUCCUGUCCAUGGCCCCGCCAGGUGCAUUCUGAUCACGCUGCCUCUACAACGUAGGUUCAGAGCUAACUCCUGCCUUAGAGGCCAUCUUGUUGUCCCCCACCCCUAUCCCACCAUUUGAUAGAUGAGGACUUGGAAGUGCAGAGAUGAAGGAACUUGACAAUUGGUCAUACUGAGUGGCAAUGGCGCGAUUUGCAGACUACAAAACCAGCGCUGUCUCAAAGAAACCUCACAACUAAAAAAAGACUGGCGGUAAAACUUCUGUAGACAUGGCUAGUUCUGACAUGAAACCAAAAUCAAUAAGUCGCGCCAAAAAAUGGUCAGAUGAGAUAGAGAAUCUGUACAGAUUUCAGCAAGCAGGAUAUCGGGAUGAAAUUGAAUAUAAACAAGUGAAGCAAGUCGCUAUGGUAGAUCGUUGGCCAGAGACAGGCUAUGUGAAGAAGCUUCAGAGAAGAGAUAAUACUUUCUAUUACUAUAAUAAACAGAGGGAAUGUGAAGACAAGGAGGUUCAUAAAGUUAAAAUUUAUGCUUAUUAGCAUUUCUUCCUUGUGUGUUUUGUUAUUUAUUUUAAAAAACCACUGAAUUUCAUGCUAUAACAUGUAAAAUGUAUGUCAUAUUACCAACUGUACUCUUCACUUAAAUACUUUGUAACUUAAAAGUAAUGAAACUAAGCUUUCUUUUUUAAGUCACCUUGCCCCACAGUUUAAAAUAGCUGAUAGAUAAAUGAAUAAAUAAAAUGUCAUCUUCUAAAAAUAAAGCAGGAGAAAAUUG